Mangifera indica (mango) is the source of this 2175-nucleotide messenger RNA. RefSeq names its product protein EFFECTOR OF TRANSCRIPTION 2-like. The transcript is spliced from 3 exons. Gene Ontology annotation, biological process: regulation of DNA-templated transcription. The record is from RefSeq and is a predicted model, not a curated record. Gene Ontology annotation, molecular function: DNA binding. NCBI's taxonomy places the organism in Eukaryota, Viridiplantae, Streptophyta, Magnoliopsida, Sapindales, Anacardiaceae. The coding region runs from base 198 to 1973 and encodes 591 amino acids.
GUUCAAACCGCCGCAUCAUUCCCAUCGAAGAUUUCAAUUCCAAUCAGCAGGCUUUUUAUUUUCAAAAAGUUAUUCAUGAUUCAAGAAUUAAAAUUUCAAUUGAGGGACUUCUCUUGUUUCAUGGGCAAAAUGGUCUUUACACCACAUGCUGGCCCGGUAUAAAGUGGCGAUUUGAUGGUCAUAUUGGUCACUAGCAGAUGGAAGGGGGUGAAUUUGAUAGGGUCAAGAGAGAAGAGUGCAAGCGAACCAAACAUGACUCCCUCUUCUCUAAAUGGAAGGUUCUUGUUGGACCUUCUGAUUGGGAAGAUUAUUCACUUGGGAAGGAAGGUGCAGCAAGAUAUAGGGUUCAGAACCUCCCUACUAGUGCAGGUCCAGGGCUUUAUGAGCUUGCUGUAGCAGUGCCUCGCAAGGGCUUAGGACGCGAACUUGACAAGCUCGACUCAGAUGGUGUGGCUGUAGUUUACCUUGGACAAGCUGACAGCGUCCGUACACGGCUCCAGUGUUAUGGCCGCAAUGGUGCUCAUUUGAAUAAACCAAAUGACUCUGGCCUCAAAAAUGGGCCUGGAUAUUUCGAGGAUAUAUUCAGUAGAGGCUUCUCCAUUGUGUACAGAUGGGUUCCUAUGGAAAACAAGGCAAUUGCUCUGAAAACUGAAAAUCAGCUGCUCGAUAAACUUGAUUAUGCUUGGAACAAAGGCAGUAAUGGCAAGCGUCGCCAUGAUGAUGUCCUUAGGAAACUCAAUAAAAUUGCUUCAAGCAAUAUUCAGCUUCCUAAACCUGUCAGGAAGCUUCUAUAUUUCAGUCAAAAACCUGUGGGCAUCAAAAUUGAAGGGAUCAAACUGCUUCCACCAGGGAAUAAAUUCAGUGGUUAUCCUGAUGAGGACAGCUACAACUUAUUUCCUCAAGUUUUCAAGUUUAGCAAAUCAAAGCUUCGGUUAGUUUCUGAUAGACAUGGUGCUGGUGAGGUCAAUACUGGUGCUUGUGGGGUUUCCUUGGGUGAUGGUUCCAUCUGUAGAAGCCGGCCAGUUGAAGGGAAUAAAAGGUGUGAUGAGCACAAAUGGAGGAAGGCCUAUGGUUCCAGUUCCAAGUCAGCGGGAACAUCUCAAGAUUUACCUUCUGCGGUUAUUGAUUCUAGUGCUAGCAAUGCUUUACAUUGUGAUGAAACUAAACCUGGAAGAGUGCAACCCAAAGCUUCCUUGGAGAGGCCAGUGGUCAACCGCCAGUAUGACACUUUAUGUGGUGUAGAAUUAGGUAAUGGGUGUGUCUGUACCAGAGAGCCUGUUACUGGAAGGGUGAGGUGUGAAGAGCAUAAAGGUUUGAAGGUCAGUGGGCUCAUCUCUAACUCAGCUGCAAAAGAUAGAUUGAAUGGAGAUGAUAAGUGUUCAAAUUUCAGUACAAGUAAUGAUAUGAAAUAUCGUAACUCUGUUUGUGGAGCACUCACACUCAGUGGUUCAUACUGCAAAAUGCCAGUGAAGGGUAAUGCAAGGUGUUGGCAGCAUUCAGUAGACACGCAUUCAACAGCCAGUGCGUAUGAUGAUGGGAAAUCUGGAGGAGCCUCUUUUUGUGGAGCACUCACACUUUGCGGUUCAUAUUGCCAAAGGCCAGUGAAGGGUAACGUAAGAUGUUGGCAGCAUUCAGUAGACACGCAUUCGACAGCCGGUGCAUAUGAUGACUUGAAAUCUGGAGGAACCUCUGUUUGUGGAGCAGUCACACAUGGUGGUUCAUAUUGCAAGAGGCCAGUGAAGGGUACUGCGAGGUGUUGGCAGCAUUCAGUAGACACGCAUUCGACCGAUGGUACAUAUUAUGACUGGAAAUUGGGAGGAACGUAUUGGCAGCAUUCAGUAGACAUGCGUUCAACAGUCAGUAGAUAUGAUGACUGGAAUUCGGGAGGAAGCUCUAUUUGCGGAGCACCCACACGCAAUGGUUCUUAUUGCAGAAGGACAGUUAAGGGGGGUGGAACUUGUUGGCAGCAUUAAACCAAACCAGAGGUAUUAAAUGUCUCAGAAGUUACACUUCAGGAGUAUAAAUAAAGAAAGCUCCUGCUGGUGUAGUCUCUUUAUGUAUUUCAUAUUUCUUAGGGAACUCUGAUCACAGGCCCUUAGCUUUAUACUAGUUUGUAUCUCUGUAGAAUAAUUAUCGGUUGCAUAUAUACACUAAGGGUGCGUUAGAUUUGAAUAA